Messenger RNA from Sphenostylis stenocarpa, 1035 nucleotides. Lineage: Eukaryota; Viridiplantae; Streptophyta; Magnoliopsida; Fabales; Fabaceae. The record is from the annotation of a GenBank genome assembly.
AUGGCAGUGCAAGCUCAGUCUAAGUUUGUCUCUUCUUCACUGAAACUCUCUCUUGUUUCAGCUUCGAUUGAUUUUCUGCUGCUUCUAGAGGCAUUGUCUCCAUCUACUUUUGGUUAUGCACAGAUUGAUUCACUAGUUCUUCAACCACCUCCUUCAAUUUGGCAUUCUCUCCAGCUAGAUGAGUAUCUACAGUCUGCCAUGUCACCCUUUCUAGGCUUCUUCCUCACGUACACCCUUCCCCGUCUACGUGUAGUAGCUUCUUGGAUCAAUGGCCCACUAUGCCCAUUUGGAUUAGGGGGUUUGGAGGAAUCAAAUGUUGAUAGCUUUUUUGAAGAUGUUUUGCUGAGUGGUAAACCAUGGACUGGUGUAGCCCCGGAGGUGUUUAGUGGUUCACACGUUUAUGUAUGUGCUCAUGAAAGUCGUGACGUGAGAUGUGGUGUAUGUGGGCCAGCUCUCAUCAAGAAGCUGAAUGAGGAGAUUGAGCUCCGAGGCUUGAAGGAUCAGAUAUCUGUUACAGCCUGUUCUCAUAUUGGUGGGCAUAAGUAUGCUGGGAAUGUUAUCAUAUUUAGCCCAGAAACAGAUGGAAAAACUAUGGGACACUGGUAUGGCUAUGUUACUCCUAAUGAUGUUUCCGAAUUGUUGGACCAACAUAUUGCAAAAGGAGAGAUCAUCCAACGACUUUGGAGGGGCCAAAUGGGGCAAUCUGUUGCAAUAGAUAAGGGAGCAGAUGACCAGAAAGUUGCUAAUGGAGAGGAUGCCAGCAAGGACAAGAAUAAUCAAAUUGAAAGUGAGAAUCUGAGGAGCGAAGAAAACGUUGGUUGUUGUCAGGGUGCUAAUGGGGUUUCCUGUUGCAGAAGUGAGAGUGUUGAGAGAAACAACGGGAUUGAAGAAAAACCUGAAGAAUAUACAAAGAAGGGGAGCAAAGUCUGCUGUAAUUGGCCUGUAUUACAGCAGCGUGAUAUUCUGACAGCUGUUGGUGUGGUUGGAGCUGUAGCCGUUGUAGCUGUGGCUUACAAACUUUAUAGAAGAGCAUGA